AUGAAUUUAUUACCGAAAGCAGCUGAUGAAUUUCGUAGUCGUGACUAUUGGGACCAAUUUUUCGAUAAAGUUGGCCGCGAAGCUUUUGAAUGGUAUUCAGAUUUUAUUGAUUUAGCAAAUGUACUCUGCAAGUAUAUUAAGUCUCGUGAUGAUGUUUUAAUUAUUGGUUGUGGUAAUUCAACAUUAAGUAGUGAUCUCUAUGAUACGGGUAUUGAACAAAUAACAAAUAUUGAUUUAUCGGAAAAAGUUGUAAAACAAAUGAAAAAACAAAACGAGAAAAAACGUGCUAAUAUGAAAUGGUUACCGAUGGAUGCUCGACAAAUGACAUUUGACGAUAAUCAAUUUAGUGUUGUAUUAGAUAAAGGAACUGUUGAUGCUUUGAUGUCGAAUAAAAGUGAACAAGUUGUGUCAGAUAUUGACCAAAUUCUAAAUCAAGUCGAUCGUGUUCUUCGUAUGACAGGUCGUUUUAUAUGUAUUACACUUGCUCAAAAACAUAUUCUUGAACAUAUAUCACAACAUUUUUUCAAUAGCAAAUCAUGGCUUCUUCGAUAUCAUCAUAUUCAAACUAGUAAAUCAUUUGCAUUGCCCGUGUUUGCAUUUGUUUUUACGAAAAUUACAAUGAAAACUCCGUUAAUCGAAAUUCAAUUAUACAAUGAUGCAGAUAACAAUUGGCUUCGAUUUAAUGAUUUAACCAAAGCACUCAAUGCUAUUAAACAAUGUCAAAUGACGUGUUUUAGAAAAUAUGAUUUCAAACAAAAAUUUGUAGCUGGUAGUGAAACGCCUGUUAUAGAUUUAUACGCAGAAAAUAAUCAAAACAAUCGACGAUAUCAAAUGAUUGUUGUUAACAGUGUUACAAAAUACAGAAAUAAGCCAUUCGCUGCAUUUAUAGUGCCUAAAUCAAGAAAUCUUGAUUGGCUCUAUUCAACACCGGCUGGUCGACAACAAAUUAUCGCUAAUGCUAAAUAUACAACAGUAGCAUUUAUAUAUUUACAAUCGGAUGAAGAAUAUCGUGAUCUAGAACAAGUUAAAUCUGAAAUGACAAAUGCUGUUCUUGAUUUCAAACCGGUUUAUCUAUCAGAUAAUCUUCAGAUUCCUUUCUUAUCGUCAUCAGAAGGCAUUGGACAAGUGGUAGUUUGUGAACGAUCAGCAUCGUUUAUCAUUGAAGAUUGUCGGUAUGGAAGCGAUAAUGAAUGGAAGCGACGUCUUCGUUUUGAUUCUAAUCCAAAUCUUAUUCAAAGUGAAAUCAAUUUAAUGUCAAAUAAAACAACAAAUGAUCUCGUACCUGAUUAUUCCACGUUGGAGGAUGAUUAUCAUGGAGUUAUUGUCACUGGUUUGAAAACUCAUUUUCUAGCAACUGAGAAUGCUCAACUCACUGAUAAUUGGCUUCUUGUUGGUCUUGGCGGUGGUGUAUUAACAAUGAAAUUAAUACGAAGCUUUCCAAAAGUACACUUGACAGGCAUUGAUAUUGAUAGUGAAAUGGUUCGUAUAGCUAAAACAUGGUUUGGUCUUGAUGAUACUUUAACAACAUGUAUUGUUGAUGAUGGUAUUAAAUAUCUUCAAAAACAAGUAGAAGAAAAAAAAAUAUAUGAUGUGAUUAUAUUCGAUGUCAAUAAUGAUGAUACUCAAAGUCCACUUCGUUGUCCACAUCCAGCAUUUCUUGACGAUGAAAUAUUAAAAAAUGUGAAAACAUUACUUUCCGUUCAUUCCGGUGUAUUUGUAUUGAAUUUUGCUUCACGUGAUGAUACAAGUCAAGAUCGUGAAAACUGCUUGAAACAUUUAUUACCGAAUUUUGAUCAUCUAUCAUCAAUUAAAUUAGAUGAUGAUAUUAAUGAAAUAAUGUUUGCUAGUCAACAAAUAUUAUCAUUAAAUUUGAAAUCGAAAGAAAAAUUGUCUCAACAAAAUCUAUCAAUUGAUUUUGAUGUUGAAGAAUUAUUAUCGAAAAUGAUAGAUAGAAAUACAGCGAAUAACAAUAGUUAUGUCGCCGAUGUUAAGGUCGUGGAUGUUGACAAGAGAUAUAGACCCGGACCAAAACAUUACGUAUAUGUUAUUCAAGUAACGUGGUCAAAUCCUUCAAAUACAUUUAUUAUUUACCGGCGUUAUGCUCAAUUUUUUGCUCUGCAAUGUCAGCUACUUGAUCUAUUUGCUGAAGCUCCAUCGCCAUCGAAUAAUUUUAAUACGAAAGAUCGACUUAUCCCGUUUCUGCCUGGAAAAAUUUUUCUUGGCCGAAGUCAAAUACGGCAAGUUGCAUUGGAAAGACGACAUGCUCUUGAUAUAUAUUGUCGGACAUUAAUUGCUUUACCGGAACGUAUAUCUCGAUCUCGUUGUGUGCUUGAAUUUUUUCGUCCAUUACCAACGGAUGUACAAAGCAUGGCCUUAUCUCCUAUUCCUGAUAAAAAAUCAGCUGCUAACAAACCAAUGACAAUAAGUGCACCAGCAAAGCUAGCAACUUAUCGAUGUGUAGAUAGGUUUGUAGCACAAGAAAACACAGAAAUGUCCUUAGAACGUGGUAGUCUUGUUCAAGUUAUUCAUAAACAUCUAAAUGGUUGGUGGUUUGUUCAACAGGGUGAUCGAACUGGCUUUGCACCAGGAGCUUUUCUCGAGUCAAAUGAAUAUCAACGAAAUGCUAUUGAACGCAAUGCACUUCCAAAAUCUUCGAGUGAAACAUAUGUUGUUAAUAACUCGUACACAGCAAAAGAUCGAGAAGAACUUUCCUUAGAACAAGGAUCAUUUGUCACUGUUCUUGAAAAAUCAUAUACUGGAUGGUGGAUAGUGAACUUUAAAAAUCAAACGGGACAAUUUCCAGCAAUCUAUUUAACAUCAUGCAAAGGACGAGCUGUUCCAACAAGAACUACCGAAGUCGAACCGAAUAUUUCACCAAAUGGAUUGAACCAACGAUUGAGUAGUUUGAAUAGUUAUGAACACAAUGAACAUCAAGAAUAUCCAACCCAUAGUCAAUCAGAAAUAUUUUAUGUUCAUUCUGAUUUUAUCGACAAAAUCGGCGAUUGUGUAUCAUUACAACGUGGAGAUACGGUUGAAAUACAUGAAAAACAUUCGAGUGGUUGGUGGCUUGGAAGACGCCUAAAAGAUGAUUAUAUUCUCACUUGGAUUCCAUCAGCAUUUUUACAAAAAGAACCGCUGGCUGAUUCAUAUAUGGAUAAUACAGAUGAUACAACGAAACACUUAAAUUCAAAUCUUUAUUUAAAUAUUGCCACUGAAGAAGAGCAACAGCAGACCGCAGCACCGUUAGACAACAUUUACCAAAAUAUAGGAAACGACGUAUCGAUGAGUGCUGUGCAUUCAGAAAUGCGAAAUAAUAAACAACAACCAAUUGUAAUUAAACAGUUUAGUUUACCUUCAAAUAGCAACGAAGAAAAUUCUACUAAAGUAUCAGUACGAGAUCUUGUCAGCAAAUUUAAUCGAAAAUGA
Messenger RNA from Rotaria socialis, 3426 nucleotides. Lineage: Eukaryota; Metazoa; Rotifera; Eurotatoria; Philodinida; Philodinidae. The record is from the annotation of a GenBank genome assembly.